Molecule: messenger RNA, 2262 nt
Organism: Penicillium daleae
Lineage: Eukaryota; Fungi; Ascomycota; Eurotiomycetes; Eurotiales; Aspergillaceae
Product: actin-related protein ARP5
Exons: 5
Coding region: 1-2262 (753 amino acids)
Biological process (GO): regulation of DNA-templated transcription
Cellular component (GO): cytoplasm; Ino80 complex
Source: RefSeq, a predicted model, not a curated record
AUGACCAUCACCUCUGUGCAGACCCUCCUGCCGGGUCGCUACUCUGUCAAUGUCACAGAGAAACGCACCGAAAAGCCUCCUCCUCAAACACACUCCGUUCGGGAUUACCCAUUCAAGGGCUACCAACCACCACAACCGGAUGGAUAUGAGCAGAGCAAGGCUCAUCCUGACACCAGCGCCAUUGUUAUCGACAAUGGCUCUCACCUCGUCAAGGCUGGCUGGUCCUUUGACCAAAAUCCACGAUUCGUCCUACCCCCCGUCAUGAGCCGCUACCGCGAUCGCAAGCUCGGCCGUCAAGCCCACUUCGUUGGAUACGAUGCCUACGUUGAUGCGACUACGCGUGGACAGCUGAAGAAUGCAUUCGAUGGAAACUCCAGCGUGGUUGGUAAUUGGGAUGUCAUGGAGGGAGUGCUGGAUUAUAUCUUCCUCAAGCUAGGAGUUGACGGCGCAAACGGAGGUAUUGACCGGCCAAUCCUCAUGACCGAACCAAUUGCCAACCUGGGAUAUCCAAGAAGAAUGAUGAACGAAAUUCUGUUCGAGUGCUACAAUGCGCCUUCGGUGGCGUACGGAAUCGACUCGCUUUUCGCGUAUCGCUAUAAUAAAGGAACCGACGGUUUGAUCGUUUCAUCAUCGCACACCUCUACGCAUGUCAUUCCUGUCCUCAAUUCGAAACCGCUGCUCUCAAACUCCUCCCGCCUUAACUGGGGUGGUGUACAAACCGCCGAAUACCUUACCAAACUGCUACGGCUGAAAUAUCCCACCUUCCCGGCGCGCUUGACCGAGACCCAAGUUGAGGAAAUGGUGCACAAGCACUGUUAUAUCUCUGAAGACUACGAUCGCGAGUUGAGUGGAUACCUGGAUUGGACUGGCCUGGAGGACCGUAAUCAUGUCAUCCAAUAUCCCUUCACCGAGCAUGUCGUCGUCGAAAAGACGGAAGAAGAACUUGCCCGAAUCGCCGAGCGCAAGAAGGAGAGCGGCCGUCGGUUGCAGGAACAAGCGGCGAAGAUGCGCCUCGAGAAGCUGGUGAAGAAAGAGCAGGAAUUGGAGUACUGGAAAGACUUGCAGACUCGCCUGGCCACUGAGACCAAGAAAGAGAUUCGCCGGGUGCUGGAGGCUGAGGACCUCAAAGACGAAGUUCAUUUGGAACGGAUGAUUCGCGAUCUCGAAAAAUCUAUCAAGCGCUCUCGCAAUCGCGAUCUGGGUAUCGAGGAGGAAGAGCAGCAAGAGGAAAUGAGCUUCCAUCUGCUCGAUGUUCCUAAUGAAGAACUGGAUGAAGCUGGUUUGAAAGAAAAGCGACACCAACAGCUGAUGAAGUCUAAUGUGGAGGCGAGGGCGCGCGCCAAGGCUGAAAAGGAGCGUGAGAAGGCUCGCAUUGAGGAGGAAGAACGUCUUGAUCGGGAGAAGCGUGAGAACGACUUUGAGAAUUGGAUUGCUGCGCGUCGCACCAACCGACAGAAUCUACUGCAAAAAAUUAAAGAUCGGGAACGUUUCAAGGCUGAUUUGGGCAAUCGCAAAUCCCUCGCCAGCCAAAUGCGCAUGAAGACCUUGGCCAACCUGGCCGCAGACGGACCCAAGAAGCGUCGUCGCGGUGGUGAUGACGAUGACUUCGGUGCCAACGACGAGGACUGGGGUGUCUACCGCACCGUCGCAAAGGACGAACAGAGCGAUGACGAGGAGGAAGAGGACCUCGACGGCAUGCUGAAUAACGUUGAGCAGGAGCUGCUCGAGUAUGACCCCGAGUUUACGGAGAACCACACCCUUGCCGCCCAAUCAGACUGGACCAAGAGUCUGGUUCAUGCAUUCCUCCGUGGACCAUGGCCAUUUGACCCGGAGAGCCAACGCGAAGCCCACCAGAUCCAUCUCAACGUGGAGCGUAUCCGCGUGCCGGAGGUUGUCUUCAAGCCGUCCAUCGCGGGCGUAGACCAGGCGGGUCUAAUUGAGAUUGCGGCUGAUAUCGUCAACCAACGAUUCUCCAACUCUGCAGACCGCGAUCGCCUGCUGAAAGAUGUCUUCCUGACUGGCGGGAAUACCUUGUUCACCGGUUUCGAGGAGCGCUUCCGCAGAGAGCUGCGCGCGUACCUGCCCAUUGACGCUGAGCUGGGCGUGCGCCGGGCUGCGGACCCGGUCAUGGAUGCGUGGAAGGGCGCGGCUCAAUGGGCUGCGGGUGCUGAUUUGGGCCGAUCAUCCGUGACUCGGCAGGAGUACUUGGAGAAGGGAAGCGAGUACAUUAAGGAGCACGAUCUAGGCAACGUUACUUGGUAA